UUUGGCUCACAAAUGUGUCUGAUUUUAAUGCAAAUUUAGAAACUUUUUGGCCAUUAUGACCUCUCACUGUGCCUUUAUGGUAAUUGUCCAGGGUAAAAAUGUAAAUUUAUUGUCGGAAGUGAAGUUAGCUUUGCACUCGUGGGGACGAUCGGUAGUAGGCUCUAUUCAGCACAACGUCCAAGAAACGCUCAAGAAAACUGGAUAACGAAUGACCUAUAAAGGAGAUUUGAGAGACAACCUCACUCCAUGCUUUCAUACCAGUUUCUCGCAUUUCACUGAGAAAAUCUCACGGCAUUUCCAAGAAAAAGCCCUACCACCGUAUCGUUUCCAACUUGUAAGAGAUGUUUCCUCAUCAACCGCGGCCCUAUGCCCGUCAGGAGAAACCCUAACUCUAAACCAAAACCCUCGCGUUGGUUCCGGCCAUCAACACAAUGCCUGACCGCAGGGGAUUCGGGGGGCCCGAGCUCACCAAGGCGCUCUAUAUAGGAUCUACUGACUGGGUCGAACAAAACCUUUUGAAUCAGGGUUCUAAAGUUGUAGCAUACCUUAAUGUAGACUGUGCAGUUCAAGGACCAGGCUUCUUUGCUGGUGCAAGGCCUCAGCUAGAUAAUCUUCUCAUUGAGGUUGCAAAGAAGGUCCAGGAUCCUGACUCAGAGAGCAUGACCAUAUAUGAUAACUGGAUGAUUACAAAUAAAGUCAUCAAUGUAAGUUAACCCUAAUCUUUAGCUUUUCAAAUCAUUGGAAUGGUUGCAUUAUGGUUGUCCUCAUGCUUUUACCCAUCUUUGAAAAACACAAGGUUCCAAGUAAAUGAAGUUAUGAAACAUUAC
Messenger RNA from Vitis riparia (riverbank grape), 827 nucleotides. Its product is annotated as probable glutamate carboxypeptidase AMP1. The transcript has 3 exons. The record is from RefSeq and is a predicted model, not a curated record. Lineage: Eukaryota; Viridiplantae; Streptophyta; Magnoliopsida; Vitales; Vitaceae. The coding region runs from base 432 to 713 and encodes 93 amino acids. Gene Ontology annotation, molecular function: carboxypeptidase activity.